Messenger RNA from Linnemannia hyalina, 2841 nucleotides. The record is from the annotation of a GenBank genome assembly. Lineage: Eukaryota; Fungi; Mortierellomycota; Mortierellomycetes; Mortierellales; Mortierellaceae.
AUGUCAAAACACUUCCUUCCGUGGGAUUCUAUCCAACCACCACCAGUCCAACAAUUACUGAAGCGGGAUCCCGGCGCCACCGCCACACCUGUCACCCCUCUAGAGGACCUUGUCAAACGGCUCUUGCCAGAUGCAUAUCACUUCCUUUUCCAAUUCACGCUACGACCCGAUCUACCAAUCAAUUCUGCUACCAACAUUCAUGAUACGUUCCGAAUCUACAACAACCAAGGGGGAAGUCCAAGAAUCGCAAUUGAAGGAGCGACACUCUCGGCGUUAGGAGCAGGAUUGAACUAUUAUCUGAAGCAGGUGUGCAAGGUCGAGAUGACAUGGAGUGGCGACAGGUUUGACCAGCUGCCUGUAGUGCCGCCUUUGAUCCCUACUGAAGCUGGAGUCGAUGGCGUUGUGCGGGCCAGCUUUGUCCCGUGGCGGUAUUACAUGAACGUUGUUACUUUUGGAUACUCAUUUGCAUUCUGGGACUGGAACCGUUGGCAGCGUGAACUUGAUUGGAUGAUGCUGAAUGGUAUCAAUAUGGCGUUGGCGAUGGUUGGGCAGGAGUACGUCGUUCGCAAGUUCUACGAGACUCAGGGACUUUCGGACGACGACAUUAGCGACUUUUUGGGAGGACCUGCAUUCAUGCCUUGGCAACGUAUGGGCAACACACAGGGAUCUUGGGCUACACAAAACGACACGACUUUUAAGAACGAUUGGAUCAAUAGUCAAUGGGUGCUGCAAGGACAGAUCAUGCAGAGGAUGCAGGCGUUCAACAUUACGCCGAUUAUGCCUGCAUUCCAAGGAUUUGUCCCUCGCAAACUGCCCGAAAAGUUCCCCAAUGCCACGUUUGACAAGUCGUCCGUCUGGGCAGGGAUGCCCAAGGAGUUCAGUCAAGUGACGUUUCUCUCCUCCACCGACGCCCUCUUCACAACUCUCUCUCAACAAUUCAUCCAACUCCAAAAGGAAUUGUACAAGGAAAAAGGGAUCGAUAUGGACGCCAAGUCUCAAAACUUUUACCUAUUGGAUCUGUACAACGAGAUGAUCCCGACUUGUACUACCCCGGAAUGUCUCAAGGCGACUACAGGAGGCGUUAUGAAGGCGUUCAAGGUUGCGGACCCCAAGGCAGUGUGGGUGAUGCAGUCGUGGUUCUUGUUGAAUCGGGGUCUUUGGAAUGCGCCUAGGAUCCAGGCGUAUUUUGACGGAAUUCGGGAAGUGAAUAAUGGGAGGGAUGCAUUUGUGGUGGAUCUGUAUGCGGAUGUUGCGCCGCUUUGGACGACUACUGAGGGGUUCUAUGGCAUUGAUUGGGGAUGGAGCAUGUUGAACAAUUUUGGUGGCGGACAGGGACUCUAUGGUACCCUCCCUACAUUGCUGACAGAACCAUUCAAAGGAUAUCAGCAACCUGCAAAGUCGAUGCGCGGAAUGGGUAUCACCAUGGAAGGAAUCAACAACAACGAGUACCUCUACCAGCUCAUCUUUGACCUUCCCUGGGAAUCCGUCGAAGCAACCUACCCUGCCGCCUUUGUUGCUCCUACGCCCAAACCAGGCGCGUUCUCUCUCCAGCAACAAGCACUCAACGGGCAGGCGCAUCUGGAAGACUACAUCAGACGACGCUACGGGCCCAACAAAACUACCCCCGCGAUGCUGGAGGCCUGGACGACUCUCAGUCAGACUGUCUGGGACUGCAAGACUGGACAGAUGUCUCAGUCCAAGGCAAUUAUUGACUUGACGCCGGCUUUGAACAUGGUCAGAGGGGGGUUCAUGACGAGCAUCAUGUUUUAUGAUCAGACCAAGGUCGUGGGCGCAUGGAGGCAGCUGGUUGAGUCGACAGAGACUGAGGAGUCGAAGAAGAGACGGCGUCAGCAUAGUUUGAUCCAGGACUCGAUCGAGGCUGUUAUUAUGGCGUCCAAUGGUCGUUCUUCUGAGAUACCACAGUCUCUGGAUUCACCGUCACUUCUGCAGUCGUUUGCCAGUUGGGUCAGAGGUGCCUUCCAGCACACUUUAGGUCAGUUGAGACCACCAUCCGCCAGCCGUCUACAAGGAGAGAUAGACGAAGGAAAAAUUGUGAAGGGACGACUCUCUGGUUCGGUGAAGGAGGUCAAGGCCGAGUUCGCAGGUUCAGCGUUGUCUGUUAAUAGUUCUCUCCCACUGAACGUGUCGAGCUUCCAGUACGACCUGGUGGAUGUGACGCGUGAGGUUCUCGUUGGUAUAGUACUUCCUGGACUCCACCGCGAGCUAAUCGAUGCCUACAAGGCCAAGGACCUGGAUCGAACGCGCGCCUGGGGACAACAUGUCCUGGAAGUGAUCCUCGACACCGACCGUCUCCUCUCAACCCACAGUCAUUUCAUGGUCGGCCCUUGGAUCCGUGACGCCCGAGAGUCCGCAAAAGUUAUCGCCGACUCCCCCACAGCAUCCAACCCCGCAACCAUGAACCAGUACCGAGACUACCUAGAGUACAAUGCCCGUAACCAGAUCACAUGGUGGGGUCCCAAUGGACAAGCCAGUCUUGCAGACUAUGCGUCCAAAGAAUGGGGUGGGCUUGUGAAGGAGUUUCAGUACCCACGGUGGCAGGUCUUUGUGGACCGGUUAGUAGAUGCUGUGAAAAGGAGAUCGACGUUGGAUUAUAAGACGUUUUUGGCGGAUUCGUUGGAGAAGGAGGCGGGGUGGAUGAAGGAGACGACUUGUCUUGGUGGGUGUUAUGAUGACCCUGCGUCGUCGAGUGUGGUGGUGGACGAUGAGGCGACGAGCAAGUACCCGGUUGAGGCUGUGGAGGAUGCUGUGUUGGUGGCACAGGAUAUGGUGGAUAAGUGGGGACUGGUUGCUCUCCGUCUAGCCCAAACAUCUAGGAAGUAG